AUGGCUAUGUCGCGACAGAUUUAUGUUCUUGCCAUUACGCUAGUUUUACUGCUGGCGCCUGCUGCGGCGAGGCCGCGGCGGCCCAGCAAGGGACAGCUGAUUGCGGAGGUGAAGAAGGCCCGAGACGCGCUCAAGAACCCCAAACUGAAUGGCCGAUAUCGCGCCAGCAGCGUGCUCCUUGAUCGCCUCAUCCCUCAACUGGAGACCAACUGGAACCCAACGGACGCGUUCCUCGCCUCAGCGGACGGCAAAACCGUUCUGCUGCCCGAAGACAGCGCAAUCAAAUCCGCGGCGCCUAAUGCCAUCUACAACAUGGUGAAUCCGGAUCUGAAGCGCCAAGAGCUUCGCUCCUAUGCUUCGUGGAUUCGUUCGAAUAUUCUUGACGGGGUAUUACUAGAGAAGAAAGACAUUGCUGCCGCCAAGGUGUUACGGGAUGACAAUGGUCGCAAGGUGGAUGCGGCUGUCACUGUGACGCCGAACGGCUUGGGGGGUUGGAUGAGGAAGAUUCGCAUCGGAAAGGGCAAGGCGAAAAUCAAGCACCCCAAGCUGUUCAGAGGGAGGUUUUUCGUUAUCCACGGUCCUAAACGUCUCAUUCAGCAUGCAGAGACUAGCAUCGCUUCCUUGGAGCCCGAGAAGGAGUGGCGGGUGAUGGCUGCUAUGGUGAGCAGUUCAAUGGUGUUGCGCUGCGCUGGGGACGAGCGGAUGGGAGAGAAGUGGGUGCACAUGGGAGAGCAGUGGGUGCACAUGGGAGAGCAGUGGGUACACAUGGGGGAGGAGCGGUGCAGAUGGGCGAUGGCUGCCAUAGUGAGCAGCUGGAUGCUGUUGCCUGGGCCUCUGCCUUCCCCUGCUGCCACGCAUGCCACGCUGGCUGCUGCUACUCUUUUGCUUUCCCCCACAGAUGCUCCCCAUACUGGCUCUUUGCGAGGGAGUGCCGGGGCCCGGGGGAGCGCCACGUUGAGACGGCGCGUGAGUGAAGGCGCUCACAGCCCUGUUCUCAAGGAAGGAAGAGCGCCAGGAGGAGGCCUGCCUGUUCACACGGCGCAUGCGCAUUGGGUCGCCCCUCACCCGUACGCCUGCCAACGCCACCAUCGCAACACGGGAGGGCAUAUGCAUUAG
Closterium sp. Naga37s-1 is the source of this 1116-nucleotide messenger RNA. The record is from the annotation of a GenBank genome assembly. Lineage: Eukaryota; Viridiplantae; Streptophyta; Zygnematophyceae; Desmidiales; Closteriaceae.